UUCUUUGGGCACCCAGCAGGCACAUGUGAGCAAACCGGUCCGCUGUGGCGAUGGCGGUGGCAGUCGUCUCUUAACAUUCUGUGAGCACGCAAUCCGAGUGGAGCAGAGCCACACGCCAUCUACCAUAGAGAGAGAUAUUUCCCAACCCAAAACCCAACCGAAAAACCUAAUGCAUCGCUGCUACUGCGGCGGGAACUUUGGAGCUGGCAGUGCGAUGAGAUCAUCUGUGGUGCAGUCGCAGUCGCAGCCACAGCGUCCACGUGGCGAUCUCAUGUCGGUGGCGUCUUCAUCCAGGCAGAGUACAAGACCCACGCAGUUUGUGAGGAGGCCGAGCCUCAAGUCGAAUGGGCCAGGACUGGGCUUGGGUCACUCCAGCACCGGGCUGAGCAACGAGUUUAGUCGACGCAACUCCACAGCCGCCUCGGUGAGUCAUUGCUCCAGCUGCAGCUGCAGCUCCUCCCAGCAACGGCAGCAGAGUCGGGCCAAGGUUCUACGAUGGGGCUGGGAGCGAACAGGAGGUGUCAACAGCAACACCAACACCACCACCAGCAGCAGCGGCAAUAGCAAUAGCAGCUCCCCUCAGUACACGGACAAUCGACGUUUCUAUGAGCAGAGCGCAUGCGUCGCCAGUCGCCAGCCGAGCCAAGGUCAGGGUCAGGUUCAGGUUCAAAGUGGCAACUCGACAGCGUCAUCGUCAUCAGCGUCACCCCAUCAGCCCACAUCAAUGCUACACUACAGCCACAACAACGAGCUGCAGCAGCUGCAGGCACUCCAAAAGUUUCGAUUGAUGAACGCCAGCCAAUGCUUCAGCGAUGUGCGUCGGGAUGAGCUCAGACUGCAGCAGGCCUACGAAAAACUAGAGCGGAGCAAUGCCAACACGGACAAGUGGCACAAGGACCGCGAUAACGAGGCCAAUAGGCAGCAGCAAUUGAACAGCACCACAACAACAACAACGCCCUACGCCCUGCGCCAAAAGAUGCUGCAGUUGCGGCUGCAGGCGGAUGAAAAGCAGGGCAGAGGCACGGGUGCCACGUGUGCACCACUGGGCAGGAGCUGCGCACUGCGAUAUAAUUGAUUCAGGGUUAAAUCUUAAGUUUACGAAUUACUAUAGCUAUUAAUGGAAAAUAAAAGCCUCUUAAAGGUUGAGGUGGAAAAUAAAUACGAUUAUAAUCUAAUUAAAAUUAGACCCAAGAAAAUCGGUCACUUUUAGCUAGAAAUCUGAGCAUGAAAAUAAUCUUUUAUAGGUACAUUACGGAAAUCCCUUGCUAAACAAAUUAAUAGAGAAAAAAAACCUGGCAGUUAACAAGUUUCUCGUAGGAAAGUUUAAGAUAUACCCGUAGAUUAUGGGUAUUUUCUUCACUCAAAGAUAUUGUACUCCGGCUUGUCUGAGUAAUCAAAUCUAAGCAAAUAAAUGGUUUAAACCU
This is a messenger RNA of Drosophila obscura, 1424 nucleotides long. Its product is annotated as putative protein TPRXL. The record is from RefSeq and is a predicted model, not a curated record. The coding region runs from base 170 to 1075 and encodes 301 amino acids. The transcript has a single exon. Lineage: Eukaryota; Metazoa; Arthropoda; Insecta; Diptera; Drosophilidae.